UGUGAAGAAAGAAUCAUACAAAGAGUAUUGCAGACUUCUCUCUGUAUGACCACACUGAUUCUUGUGGUAAAACUUGGUAAAUAAGUUUAUAGAUAACAUUAACUUUAAUGUAGUUGUAAUUGAUCAAAAAAAAUGAAGUCUGAGCAAUGUGAACGAAAAUAAAAUUUUAAUAUAAGUAAAAAAAGCAAACAAACGAAAAGCGAAACGAGAGACUGUAACAGAAAAUGAAGACAAGACAUUGGUUGUUAGUCUUAGCAUUAAUGUGUGUUGUGAUUCAUAUCACAGCAGCUGAUGUCAAAAAGAAGAAAUCUUCGCCGAAAAAGAAAAACAGUAAAGGCACAAAAGCUUCGAGAUUAAAAAAUAGCAGAGCUAAACCUCAGUCUGACGUUCCAAUAUCGAAUGGUGAUGAGUUUGAGGAAGACUAUGAUGAUAUUUAUGAUUAUGAUGACUUAGGAAAUGGUGAUACCGAAGAGACCACAGAAGUAUUUCUUCGACCUGAUGUCGAACAUCCUACUGGAGCGACACCUGUUUUUGGUCGUGCACAAGCAGAGUCAAUAUCUGAGGAGUACACCUGCUACUAUCAUGGAAAACAAUAUCGUACGUACGAACAAUUCAGGACCGGAUAUCAACAAUGUGCAAUUUGUACGUGUAUGGAUGGACGAGUAACUUGUAAUGAGGAAAGAUGUCAACAACCACCAGACCAAACUCCCAUUCACACUGAAGCGCCAACCACUGUUGCCGCACCAGUACGCACAAACUCAGUGGAUAGUCGGUUUAGUGUUGAUGUGUUAGGAGAAGAUGGGGAAAAAGGACCAACCGGAAAUGUAGGACCAGCGGGUGAACCUGGACGACCUGGAAUACCCGGGAAUCCUGGAGUUGCUGGACCAGCACCUGAUAUGACAUUCUAUUCACGACAACUAGCCGACGUAUUAGCCAGUUCGGACAAAGGACCAAGCGGCCCAGCGUUUUUACCAGAUCAAUUCCAAUAUUUGCAAGCACAAGUUGGUCCAGCUGGAGCAAGAGGAUCACCAGGUCCUGCAGGAUCGGUUGGACCUCAAGGAUUUCAGGGCAGUCCCGGGGAGCAAGGUGAUAUUGGAGAAGCUGGAAAACCAGGAGAACCUGGUCCGAGAGGAAUGCCAGGACUACCAGGAAAAGAUGGGGAAUCAGGAGAAGAUGGUCAGCCUGGCUUACCCGGUGUUGUGGGUCCGCCUGGUCCAAGGGGAUUGCCAGGAGUCCCUGGAAUGCCAGGUAGUAAGGGGCACAGAGGCCACAAUGGUUUAGAAGGCGCAAAAGGUGAAAUGGGAAAUACUGGAGAGAAAGGAGCCUCAGGAGCAGUUGGGCCAAUUGGACCAACUGGAGCUGUUGGUCCAGCUGGUCCAAGAGGUGAACGAGGAAGAGAAGGCGCACAAGGACCACCAGGCUUAAGAGGAUUGGAAGGUGUGGCGGGUUCUCCAGGAUCUCCAGGAUCUGAUGGCAAGGCUGGUUCUCCUGGCUUUCCAGGAAGUCCGGGGGUUAAAGGAGAUUCUGGCGCGAUUGGACCGAGUGGCUCACCUGGAUUACAAGGACCUAGAGGAGAAUCUGGUCGGCCAGGGCCACCAGGAGAGCCAGGCACUCCAGGACCAGUUGGUAAAGACGGAGUUGACGGAGAAAAAGGUAGUAGUGGUGAUGUGGGACCAGCAGGUCCGCAAGGUUUUCCAGGUCCUCGUGGAACACCCGGAAUGAAUGGAAAUGUUGGUGAACCUGGACCAAAAGGGGCACCGGGAUUAUCUGGUGAUAAAGGCUAUAAAGGCGAAAGCGGUACUAAAGGUGAAAAUGGUCAUCCUGGACCUCGUGGACUUCCAGGCUCCGAAGGAGCAGAAGGGAAACGGGGGAAACGCGGCAUGAGAGGACCACCUGGUCCAGCAGGACCGCAAGGAGAAAGAGGACUUACGGGAAUUAAUGGACUUCCAGGACCUGAUGGACCCAUCGGAGCUAAAGGGCAUGCUGGAGAUCGAGGGCCACAAGGUCCGGAAGGACGAAAAGGAAACACAGGUGACAUCGGACCGCCAGGAAUGCAAGGGCAACAAGGUAUACGUGGACUACCAGGUCGUGAUGGCCCUACUGGACAAAAUGGAUCUCCUGGUGAGCGAGGUGUUCCUGGAGCUGACGGCAAAAAUGGAGAGCAAGGUCCACAAGGCUUACAAGGAGUACCAGGACCUCCAGGCAUGCCUGGUGAUAAAGGCUUGACUGGACUGUCUGGGAAAGAUGGUGAGCCUGGUCCGACAGGAAACCAAGGACCAAAGGGUGAUAUUGGAAGAGAUGGUGCUGCAGGCGCUCAAGGACCGCAAGGUUCGCCAGGAAAUCAUGGUGAACGAGGACCUCCUGGACCUGUUGGAAUUCGGGGUUAUCAGGGUCUUCCAGGCAUUCCAGGUAACCCAGGUGCUCAAGGAAAAGAUGGUCAGAAUGGACUACCAGGUAGUCCUGGUCCAAUUGGACCAGCUGGACAACGUGGUGAAAGAGGUUCGCCAGGGGACAGAGGUCCUAUAGGAUUGACUGGAGAGACUGGUGCGCGAGGUACUGCAGGUGCACAAGGAGCUGAUGGUGAAGCUGGUAAGCCUGGUCCUGUCGGAAUGAAAGGACAUUCUGGCGCACCGGGAAUGAUUGGUCUUCCAGGGUUGCGAGGUUCACCGGGAAUUCCUGGGUCAAAGGGAGAAACAGGAAGUCCAGGACUGCCUGGGCAAGAUGGCCCAAUUGGAAAAACUGGGGAAAGGGGAUUGCAAGGACAAAUAGGUCUGCAAGGUGCUCAAGGUGAGCCUGGCGCAAGAGGAGAGCGAGGAAAUCCCGGAAUUCCCGGCGAAGCUGGAACAGCUGGAAAUCCUGGAGAACGUGGACCCAUUGGACCACAGGGAUUGCAUGGCUUCCCGGGACAGCAAGGUGCUCCUGGACCUCACGGCCGAAAAGGAGAUCAAGGUGCUAUUGGUUUAAAAGGAGAACAGGGAAAGUCAGGAAGACAAGGUCUGCCAGGAGAAAUGGGGCCGCAAGGAUUAAUUGGAUUGACAGGACAGAAAGGAGCAAGAGGUGAACAAGGCACAAGGGGUGAUAUAGGUCUAACUGGACCACCAGGAAAGCCAGGGGACACAGGUUUAGUUGGUUCUCCUGGAGAGGCUGGACCACCGGGUAAUCCUGGAGUACCUGGAAGCAAAGGAUCUAUGGGUGAAAUGGGACGUCAAGGAAAUCCUGGUUUACAAGGUCCUCCUGGAUUACACGGAGCACAAGGCUUGAAGGGAGAGAGUGGUAGCCAGGGAGCUGCUGGAAUUCAAGGAGUCCAAGGAAUUGCUGGCAAUCCAGGUGAAAGAGGCUUUCCGGGCAUGCCAGGACCAAUGGGAGUUGCAGGCGAAAGAGGUGAAAGAGGAGCAGCAGGUGAAAUGGGACAGACUGGAAAACCUGGAAAAGACGGUCAGGCUGGACAGCCUGGUUUACCUGGUCCUCCUGGAAUGAUUGGACCUGCAGGAGACCGAGGUGCUGAAGGAUCACCCGGAAAAAUAGGUCCACAAGGACUUCCAGGAAGAAUUGGUGAUAAAGGUCCAUCUGGACAAAUUGGUUCUUCAGGGCCUGCAGGUCCUCCAGGGCUGCCUGGUAAUCCAGGACCAAUGGGCGAAACUGGUAGAGUAGGUGAACGAGGAAUGCGUGGAGAGACUGGUUCACAAGGUAUUGAUGGUCAACCUGGACCGAGAGGAAAGCCAGGACCUCAAGGUAUUGAGGGCGGUAAAGGGGAAAGAGGAGAUGUUGGUGAAAAAGGAAUUAAGGGUCAUCGUGGAUACAAUGGGCUUCCUGGAGCACAAGGCCAGCCAGGUCCAUCUGGUGAAAAAGGUGAUGCUGGAACCGUUGGACCUCCGGGACAACAAGGAAUGAUGGGACCAAAAGGACCGCAAGGUCCUCCAGGAAAUACUGGACCACAAGGAGUUGCCGGACAAAUUGGGCCACGUGGUCCUCCUGGAAACGAGGGAAAACCUGGAGUUAUUGGUUCUCAAGGGCCGCCGGGACCUCCUGGACCACCUGGAGAAGGUAUUGGCUAUGAUGCAGCAACUUUAGCAGCGUUGUUUGGUCGACCAUCUGGCAACAGCAAAGGACCUGAUCCGAAUGAUCAGCCAUUCAAUAUUUUCGGUGAAAAUGGCAUAACUGAUGAAGAAGCGCGAGCAUUAGUACUUAAGGCGUACGAACAAAUAAAAGUACAAUUCGAACGAUUCAAGAAACCCGACGGUCAAAAACAAUCACCAGCUAAAACAUGCAAAGAUCUUUUUAUAGCCCAUCCAGACCUAAAAUCAGGUCAAUAUUGGAUUGAUCCCAACGAAGGCGAUAUACGUGAUGCAAUUUUAGUCUUUUGCGAUUUGGACAGUGACAAAAAAGCAUCGUGUGUCAUACCACAGCCACGACGUUCUGGUAACAUAACAUAUCGAGGAAGGGAUAGUGAUGUUUGGUUAGGUGAAAUGGAUAAUGGAAUGAAGAUGACUUAUAAAGCUGACAGUAACCAGUUGGGAUUCUUGCAAAUACUUUCCAGCCAUGCAUCUCAAAAUAUUACUUUUCAUUGCAAGAACAUUGUGGCUAAUUUCGAUAAGAAUCGAAACACGUACCGUUACGGUCUUAAGCUGCUUGCCUGGAAUGAUGCAGAGAUAACUGCAAGAGGAUCACAAAGACUUAAAUACAAUGUUAUCGAAGACGGAUGUCAAGAGUACACGUCUGCUUGGCAGAAGACAGUGUUGAGCUACACAACCGAAAAGGCAACUAGAUUGCCAUUUAUAGACGUUAAUAUUCGGGAUGUUAGUAGUAAGGAUCAUCAGUUUUGGAUUGAGGUCGGAUCAGUUUGCAAUGAGUCUACUCAGGAUAAGUACGGUGCUGCAGCCAUUUAUACAGUUCAUUUGGGCGAUCAACUAAGCGACCGGGCGCCACAACACAGAGAAACGCAAGAACAUGAGUCGAGUCUAUUUCAAAGCUAUUUCAAAAAAGGAAUCCGGUAUUUGGAUGGUGGUACAGAUAGUGGUUUUAAUAAAGUAACUACGAAUGCUGAAGGUGAACCACGUUUGUUCCGCAUGAAGGGGUGUACAUCAUCGAACCCUGCAAUACCGGACGUACAAGAAGAAGACGACGAUGAUGUUAUUGAAAUGAAAGAAAAUGCUACAAUUACGUUGUACAAUGCAACGACGAAGCCUGGAUAUUUCACUACUUCUACGGGUGGAUUGUUGAAGAUUUCUUCUAAGCCAUUGAGGCAAGAGAUGCUGAAGACCGAUUCAGUGAUGGUAACUCUUUUAGACUCGGUCGAAUUUCAUCCAUCGACAUUGCAUAAAAAGAAGAGUGGCCGUGGUGGUUUUAUGACGGAUGACAAUGGAAAAGGAAAUGUCGAACUGUGGCGUGUCCAAAAUCGUGAGCUGGUCGUUGUUCGACAGGAAAUGCAAGGAAUGUUCUUUGAUAGAAAUUGCUAUCUGAUCAAAUACAGUGCGCUCAAUAAAGGAGGUAGCGUCAUAUACUUUUGGCAGGGAAAGCAUGCGUCUGUAUUAGACAAAGGUGCGUCUGCAAUAUUGACGGUUAACAUGGCUGAAAAAAUGGAAAGUGGAGCCGUCCAAGUUCUGGUGAAUCAAGGCUAUGAACCGCGUCAUUUUUUAAAAAUAUUCAUGGGAAAGUUUGUAAUUUCCUGUGGCAGCGCCGAGGAGUUUCUGAAGAACAAGGACAGUGGUAUCAAACCGAACGAGAAUCGACUGUUCAAAAUUCGCGGUACUAAUGAAUAUAACGUCCAUGCCGAGCAGAUGAAGGCAGUCGCUGCCUCUUUAGCGUCUGAUGACACGUUUAUUAUGAGCACUCCUGCUACCACUUAUGUCUGGAUGGGAGUUGGUACAUCGGAAGCUGAGAAGGAAAUGGCUAAAAACAACGUGGAACGUAUAUCACCGGGUAGUAAUGCAAUCAUAAUUCAAGAGGGAGCCGAACCCCCCGAAUUUUGGAAAGCACUUGGCGGUAAAGGUGACUAUGACCGAGAGUUGGACAAACCAGGUGCUCCGUUCUUGGACACUCGUUUAUUUCAUUGCAAAGUGAGGAAUGACGGCAAGUUUGUGGUACGGGAAAUUUUGAAUUUUUAUCAAGACGAUUUGGACAUCGACGAUGUAUUCAUAUUGGAUGGCGGCGAUGAAAUCUACGUGUGGGAGGGAAUAGACUGUUCGGAAGAAGAAAAGGAGAAAUCGAUGCAAUUGGCCAACCCUGUGAUUUGUGCUUUACAGUUUGAUUUAUUUGACGAUGAAAUGAUAGUGCCCAUGCGACUAACAAUGACUUCACGGAUAAAGAAGCAUUUUCUGUCGACGUUCGUGAUGGCCGUAUUUAUGAUGCCGUCUGUUCAGAUGCGAGCAGAUCCAGAUGAGACUCAUCUGGUCAAUCUCAUCACAGCACUCAGUAUGCCCGAUCUGCCACUAAUAGUAAAUAAGACAGAGGGCAUGUGUGGUGAUCGAAAUAGUCACACAACUGCCUACAGCAUCAAUGAAAAAACCAUAUUAACUGCGAUAUCUUCAGACGUUUUCCGAAUUGGAUUUCCGAAAGACUUUUCAAUAUUAACGGUCAUACGCUCAACUCGUUCCGUUCGGAAUGUAUAUCCAUUAUUUUCGAUGUACUCGCAGUCCACCGAAAGAGUUUUAUCAUUGAUGGUCGGAUCGGACAUUCAACUGUAUUACCAGGACACUAAUGGCACUCCAGUACGUAAUACCAUUGUCAGUUUCGGCAUUGGAUUUUCCGAUGAAAAAUGGCAUCGCAUUGGCGUAACGGCAAAGGGAGAUUCAGUAACUUUAGUACUCGAUUGUGUUCAUCAAAUAACUAAACAAUUAGAUCGCGGUGCUAAUUCGAUAGUUCCCACAAAUGGUCUGCUUUUGGCAGGAAAACAAUUGAAUGAGGAUGAAGAGUUUUUCAUCGGUGACAUUGAAAUGCUGUCGAUCGCUGACUCGCCGGAUGCCGCCUAUCACAUCUGCACAAAAUACGCACCGGAUUGUUUAAGUGGACACAUUAACACUUUUUCCAGUAGUCAAGAUAAGUAUGAUUCAGGCUCGUCCAGAACAACAUCGUCUAGAUCAUCAUCUCGCACCACGUCAACACGCGGAAGCAGUAAAAAGAAAAAGCAAAGUAUUGGUACUGCUCGAGCAGAUAAAAAUUCGGCUAACACCCGACAGUCAUCCCAUCAAUCAAAUCAGAAAGAAUCGGUAGCACAAAUAAGUGCAGCUUCCAGAUCAAGUCAAAUUGAUCGCUCCAGUCAAUACGAAUUAGAUGGUCAACAUAACGGAAGACAACAUAAAGUCUCUAUACAAUCAAACUAUUCAGAAAGCAAUUUGGCACAGAAAAAUUUAAAGUCAAACAACAGAAGCAAUUCCACUUACGUAUCAGAUAGUGCGACUUACAAUGAUGACUACUUCGAUUCUAUUGACGAAUCUUUUUACGAUGAAGGUGACCUAUACAAAGUUAGUUCUAAUUUUACAAAUGAACGUACAGUUCCGGUAACUCAAAAAUAUGCAAUCAUUAGCGACUUCGGUGAGGAGUCUGCAACAACAGUAGGAAGUCCUGCGUCAUAUGGUUUUACAACGGAAAACGUAAAUAAUGAUUUCUACAGCGCAAGAAGCGAUUCCAGAGUUAGGCGUGGACCGAAAGGAGAUAGAGGUGAAAAGGGUGAACCAGGACGAGAUGGUUUGAACGGUAUUACUGGACCCGCAGGACCUCCAGGACACGUCUUCAUGUUACCGAUUAAUCAGAAUUCUGGCAAUGAGAAAGGGCCCGAUAUACAUGCCGACAUGUUUCGUCAAAUGUUGUCCGAGCAUAUGACAGCGAUGCGUGGUGCAGACGGCCCGAUGGGAUUAACUGGAAUUCCUGGACCAGUUGGACCUCCGGGAGCUGAUGGAGUUAAAGGACAGCAAGGAGAACAAGGAGACGUUGGCCAGCGAGGUCUUCAAGGAGGUCCUGGUCCAAUCGGAAGUGAAGGAAGACGUGGUAUAGCUGGAAGAGACGGAGAACGAGGUCCAUCUGGACCGAUGGGAUCAAAAGGUGAAAUUGGACCGAUCGGGAUGCCUGGUCCAUUUGGUGAAAAAGGAGAUCGAGGUAGAAUUGGCUUAACAGGAGAAAAAGGUGAACAAGGUCAUGAAGGUAUCCAAGGAGAAGAGGGUCCUUCUGGGGCUACCGGAUUGCCUGGAGAAAUGGGACCACGUGGUUUUAUUGGUCCGAGAGGCUUUCCUGGUCCGCCUGGAAUUCCUGGAGCAGUUGGAGCUGAAGGUCCAGCCGGAUCAAAAGGCAAUCCAGGCGCACAGGGACAACCAGGGCCGCCAGGAAUGACAGGACCACCAGGAGCUGUCGGUGCUCCAGGACCACAAGGAAAUUUAGGCCCACCAGGACAGCCAGGCCCUGCGGGAAAGUCUGGUUUGCCCGGCCUUCCUGGCGCCGAUGGUUCAAUCGGACGAUCUGGCUCACCUGGAAAGCCUGGUGAAAAGGGUCAUGAAGGUCCACCUGGAAGUCAAGGAGCUGUUGGUCUUCCUGGACCCAGAGGCAUAAAAGGUGAUGAUGGAUUGAGGGGCAUAAAUGGUGAUGUCGGAGACAAAGGUGCCCGUGGUUUAGAUGGCGAGAAGGGUGAUUUAGGUCCAAUUGGUGAAAAAGGACUCCCAGGUCCAAUGGGAUCUCCGGGAAUAGAAGGACCAGAGGGUCCAAAGGGAUUAGAAGGACCAAGGGGCGAAACUGGUUCAGUAGGCAGUCCUGGAGAAAAGGGCAAACAAGGUUUACAAGGCUUUAUAGGAUAUCCAGGCAAUGCUGGAGAAAAGGGAGAUAAAGGAGCGACAGGACCACAUGGUAACCCUGGAUUGAAAGGUGAAAGAGGUGAACUAGGAGCUGAAGGAAAAAUUGGUGAAGCCGGUCCGAGAGGCUUUAGGGGUUCGAGAGGUAGGCGAGGAAACGAUGGCUUGCCAGGUCCAAAAGGAGACACUGGUCAACCUGGCUCUCCAGGAUUAACUGGUGAGCCUGGUCCACAGGGUGCUGAAGGCAGACGUGGAUAUAUUGGUAUGCCAGGGCCUAUGGGAAACAACGGUAAAGAUGGAUUACCAGGACCUGUCGGAGAACGAGGAAUGCAGGGUGACAUAGGACAGCAAGGGCCACCAGGUGCACCUGGUGUUGUUGGACCGAGAGGACCACCAGGUGAAUCUGGAAAAGAAGGUCAAGCAGGUCCUCCAGGUCUAAUGGGUUCGCCAGGAACGCCUGGAAAACCGGGUGAAUCUGGUAAAGAUGGUUUUCCUGGCCCUCCUGGACAAAUUGGAUUAUCGGGUCCGCCGGGUUCGCCAGGUUUGCAAGGAUUUACAGGAGAAAGAGGACAUAAUGGCGCACCGGGACUACCAGGUAUGAAAGGUGAAACCGGUCCCGUUGGACCCACUGGUCCAAUUGGAGAUAAGGGACAACAAGGAGACAUAGGAGUAAUGGGCCCAAUUGGUCCAGAAGGUAAAAGAGGACUUCCAGGCAGCCCAGGACCAGGAGGAGCUAAGGGCGAACGUGGAGAGCCAGGUCCUAUUGGAGCGAUUGGUCGUGACGGAUUGCCGGGAAGCGUCGGUUUGCCUGGUGCUGCUGGACCAGUUGGUCCACCAGGUGAGGAUGGAGAUAAAGGAGAAGUCGGUCCACCCGGUGAGAAAGGGUUUAAAGGAUCGCAAGGACUUGAGGGGCCAAUGGGGCCGCAAGGACCACAAGGACAAAGAGGUGAACCGGGAAGCGCCGGACUUCCUGGAGACAAAGGUCCACCAGGUUUGAUUGGUCGUACGGGCAACAAAGGUGAAGAUGGCCCACCUGGAUUAGUUGGACCAAUUGGAAUGACUGGACCUCAAGGUCUACCUGGAUUGGCUGGAUUGAAGGGAGAAAAGGGCGAUGAAGGUCUGAAAGGACCUAUUGGCGCUCAAGGUUUGCCAGGAGAACAAGGAAAAAGAGGAGCGAAAGGCUCUGAAGGAAUUCAAGGAAAUACUGGCACACCGGGAGGUCAAGGUCCAAUUGGUGAACCUGGUUCAAUGGGUCCUAGAGGCUUGGUAGGUCCUAUAGGGAAAGAUGGAGAGAAGGGUAAUCCUGGACAAAAAGGAGAAGAAGGAAGAUCCGGUAUUCAAGGUCCAAUUGGAAGGCCUGGAUUACCUGGCUCUGAAGGCCCAAAAGGUGUUAGAGGUCCAGUCGGUCAUCCUGGAAUGCGUGGUGAACCGGGUUUGCAAGGAGUGAAAGGGGAGCCAGGAACGGAUGGUGAAGAAGGAAAGCCUGGAAACGUUGGUCCACCAGGAAGCAUAGGACCUCAAGGUAAACCUGGUGAAACUGGUCCAAUUGGUAAACCAGGGAUUGUUGGACCAGCUGGAGAUCAAGGAAUGCCUGGACCUCCUGGUGAAAAAGGUGAUAGAGGACCACAAGGCGUUGGAAUAAUGGGUCCGCCAGGCUCCGAUGGUUUACAAGGUGAAACGGGAAAAGACGGCAGUCCUGGUCCCCCAGGAUUAGCUGGAGAAGUAGGAUUGCCUGGUAAGCAAGGUGCAAUGGGUCUGGAUGGAAAAAUUGGCGAACAAGGUCCGAGAGGUUUUAAGGGUGACAGAGGCAGACGUGGAUCGAAAGGACACCGUGGAGACAUUGGAAUAGCUGGAACGAAAGGCGAUAUCGGGGAUGCUGGGAUUAAAGGAGAGAAAGGUGAACAGGGACUAGAUGGGCCAAAAGGCGAAAUUGGCUCAGUGGGUCCAGUUGGAGCGAAAGGAAGUGAAGGAUCUCCCGGUCCAGUUGGUGUUCCAGGUCCAUUGGGACCGAAAGGAUCAGAAGGAAUUGCUGGCACGAAAGGUGAAACAGGACCAAUGGGCCCUGCAGGACCGCCGGGUCCACCAGCUGAUGCGCCAUUACUUCCGCCAGAAUUGUUAUUCAGGAUGAACAACGGCGAGGCGAAUAAAGGAGAGGAUCGAAUGAAGCGUGACGCAGAUUUCGUAAACGAUGAUUUUGUAUACGAUGAUGAGAUCGCUAGGUAUCCAACCGAUGAAAUGGUUGAUGCUCACAGUAAGGCUAAGAUGAAGAAGAAGUCAAAGUCCCCCAAGAAGGACGAACUGGGAAGCAAGUUCGUUGACAUGUACAGUACAAUAUAUGCAAUGAAACAAGAAAUGGAUCGCAUUCGGCGGCCUGUUGGAACAAAAGAUAAUCCAGUCAGAACGUGCAAAGAUUUAUAUUUCGGUCAUCCACAAUUCGAAGAUGGUUGGUAUUGGAUCGAUCCAAAUCUUGGCAUGCCAGAUGAUGCAGUCUACGUGUUUUGCAAUUUAACGGCAAAGGGUGAAACGUGUAUUUAUCCGGACAAAGACCGUGCCGUACUUCCAUCCUACAUUCAAUGGCGAAAAGAGGAUGACAACGAUUGGUAUUCGAAUUUGAAAGACGGUUUUCAAGUUACAUACGAUUCCAUUGGAUCGGUGCAAAUGACGUUCUUACGUCUGUUGUCACAGGAAGGCUAUCAAAAUUUUACCUACAAAUGUAUUAACAGUGCGGCUUGGUUCAACGCUGAAUUGAAAAACUUUGAUUCUGCCAUCAAAUUUCUGGGAGACAAUGAAAUGGAAAUCGGUUAUGACACCGAUAAACUGAAACCAAAUAUUUUGGUUGAUGGGUGCAAGUCCGGCAAAAGUAUCAGCGAAACGAUAUUUGAGAUACGAACAACAAAACUGUCAUAUUUGCCGCUGAUAGACUUUUCACCGAAAGACUAUGGACGCCCAAAUCAGGCUUUCGGAUUCAGCGUUGGACCGUUCUGCUUAAAGUAGUCGAGGACAUUGCGGUUACAUUUGACAUUGAACCAUUAUUUCAAAGGUUAAAUUCUUAAUUUGUUGGUAAAUUGAAAUUUUUUAAAUAUUUAUUGAUGAUUGCACGAAUAGUG
Molecule: messenger RNA, 11881 nt
Organism: Bradysia coprophila
Lineage: Eukaryota; Metazoa; Arthropoda; Insecta; Diptera; Sciaridae
Molecular function (GO): extracellular matrix structural constituent
Source: RefSeq, a predicted model, not a curated record